This is a messenger RNA of Sipha flava (yellow sugarcane aphid), 585 nucleotides long. Its product is annotated as GILT-like protein 1. The annotation marks the transcript as partial. Gene Ontology annotation, molecular function: oxidoreductase activity, acting on a sulfur group of donors, disulfide as acceptor. The transcript is spliced from 3 exons. The record is from RefSeq and is a predicted model, not a curated record. NCBI's taxonomy places the organism in Eukaryota, Metazoa, Arthropoda, Insecta, Hemiptera, Aphididae.
AGUUCAGAUAAAGGAUUUGUAUGCCAACAUGGACCUAAAGAAUGCCGUGGUAACACAAUACAUAACUGUGUAUUGAAACGUAUUAAUAAUUCUAAAGCUCAAGUAGAUUACGUCAAUUGCGCUAUGUAUGAUCCAGAAUACCCAGGACACAUCGAGAAAACGUGUGUCGAAGAAAGUGGCGUAGACGUAGAACAAGUUAAAGCAUGUUACACAUCCGAAGAGGGCUAUCAGAUGAUGCUGAAGGCAGAAACAGAAACUAAAAAUAUGACACCUGGACCGCUGUUUGUACCAACAAUUGUGUUUGAUGACAAAUACAACCUCGGCGAUCAAAACCAGGCGUUCGCAAACUUCGAAUCUACACUCUGUAAGAAGCUAGUCAGUCAUGGGCAUGUAAAUGUGUGCUCAAACGGUGUGAUAGUCAACCGGCAAACUUGCUAGACAAUUUAUGCAUGAACUUUAUUAAUCAUAGUAUAUAUAUUUAGCUGAUAACUGAUACUAUACUGUUUAUCUUAUUACAAGUAUAUAGAUUAAGAUUAAUUUUGUACAUAAAUAUUAUGUAUGUUAUUAAAUCUUCAAACUUUUAUA